Messenger RNA from Australozyma saopauloensis, 507 nucleotides. RefSeq names its product E2 ubiquitin-conjugating protein. The transcript has a single exon. The record is from RefSeq and is a predicted model, not a curated record. Bases 1 to 507 code for a protein of 168 amino acids. Lineage: Eukaryota; Fungi; Ascomycota; Pichiomycetes; Serinales; Metschnikowiaceae. Gene Ontology annotation, cellular component: endoplasmic reticulum; cytosol.
AUGAAACCGCGAUCCACUGCUCAGAAGAGACUCUUGAAAGAAUACCAACAGCUAGCACGAGAUCUGCCGCCCGGAAUCGUGGCCGGCCCUAUUUCCGACGACAACUUGUUCGAAUGGGACUGCUUGUUGGAGGGUCCCGAAGAUACACCCUACGAGAACGGAGUGUUUCGUGCCGUGUUGAAGUUCCCCACUGACUACCCACUAAGUCCUCCGCUGCUCACCUUCGAUCCACCCUUGCUUCACCCAAACAUUUAUGAGGACGGCACGGUCUGUAUAAGUAUAUUGCAUCCGCCGGGCGAGGAUCCGAACCAGUACGAACGUCCUGAGGAGAGAUGGUCUCCAAUCCAGAGCGUGGAGAAGAUCUUGUUGAGUGUGGUUUCAAUGCUUGCUGAGCCCAAUCCCGAGAGCGGUGCCAACAUUGAUGCGUGUAAGUUAUGGCGUGACGAUAGGGACGCAUUCUGUAGACAAGUACGGGUCCAAGCCUUGAAGGCCUUGGGCUUGCUUUGA